GCACUCUAGGAGAGCCCUUUAUUUCCCUGGGUAACAGAUGUUCUCUUUGCUGUUGGCAGUGCUCGCGCCUCCUGCGCCGCCACCACCACCCAUCCAAGGAUAUGCCUUCAAGCCUCCACCUAGACCCGACUUCGGGACCUCCGGGAGAACAAUCAAAUUACAGGCCAACUUCUUUGAAAUGGACAUUCCAAAAAUUGACAUCUAUCAUUAUGAAUUGGAUAUCAAGCCAGAGAAAUGCCCAAGGAGAGUUAACAGGGAAAUAGUGGAACAUAUGGUCCAGCACUUUAAAACACAGAUCUUUGGGGAUCGGAAACCAGUGUUUGAUGGAAGAAAGAAUCUCUAUACAGCGAUGCCCCUCCCAAUUGGGAGGGAUAAGGUGGAGCUGGAGGUCACGUUGCCAGGAGAAGGGAAAGAUCGCAUCUUCAAGGUGUCCAUCAAGUGGGUGUCCUGUGUGAGCUUACAGGCAUUACAUGAUGCACUUUCGGGGCGGCUGCCCAGCGUCCCCUUUGAGACGAUCCAGGCCUUGGAUGUGGUCAUGAGGCAUUUGCCAUCCAUGAGGUACACCCCCGUGGGCCGCUCCUUCUUUACCGCCUCCGAGGGCUGCUCCAACCCUCUUGGCGGGGGCCGAGAAGUGUGGUUUGGCUUCCAUCAGUCCGUCCGACCUUCUCUUUGGAAAAUGAUGCUAAAUAUUGACGUCUCAGCAACAGCGUUUUAUAAGGCACAGCCAGUGAUCGAGUUUGUUUGUGAAGUUUUGGAUUUUAAAAGUAUUGAAGAGCAACAAAAACCUCUGACAGAUUCCCAAAGGGUGAAGUUUACCAAAGAAAUCAAAGGUCUAAAGGUGGAGAUAACGCACUGUGGGCAGAUGAAGAGGAAGUACCGAGUCUGCAAUGUGACCCGGCGGCCCGCCAGUCACCAAACAUUCCCGCUGCAGCAAGAGAGCGGGCAGACGGUGGAGUGCACAGUGGCCCAGUACUUCAAGGACAGGCACAAGCUGGUUCUGCGCUACCCCCACCUCCCAUGUUUACAAGUCGGACAGGAGCAGAAACACACCUACCUUCCCCUAGAGGUCUGUAACAUAGUGGCAGGACAGAGAUGUAUAAAAAAGUUGACCGACAAUCAGACCUCAACCAUGAUCAGAGCAACUGCCAGGUCAGCACCCGAUCGGCAAGAAGAGAUCAGCAAACUGAUGAGAAGUGCAAGUUUUAACACAGAUCCUUAUGUUCGUGAAUUUGGAAUCAUGGUCAAAGAUGAGAUGACAGAUGUGACUGGGCGGGUCCUCCAGCCACCCUCCAUCCUCUACGGGGGCCGGAAUAAAGCGAUUGCCACCCCUGUCCAGGGCGUCUGGGACAUGAGGAACAAGCAGUUUCACACGGGCAUUGAGAUCAAGGUGUGGGCCAUCGCGUGCUUCGCCCCCCAGCGCCAAUGCACGGAAGUCCACCUUAAGUCCUUCACAGAGCAGCUCAGAAAGAUCUCAAGAGACGCUGGAAUGCCGAUCCAGGGCCAGCCGUGCUUCUGUAAAUAUGCCCAGGGGGCGGACAGCGUGGAGCCCAUGUUCAGGCAUCUGAAGAACACAUACGCCGGCCUUCAGCUGGUGGUGGUCAUCCUGCCUGGCAAAACCCCUGUUUACGCUGAGGUCAAGCGUGUGGGAGACACAGUGCUAGGGAUGGCCACACAGUGUGUGCAGAUGAAGAAUGUGCAGAGGACCACGCCGCAGACCCUGUCCAACCUCUGCUUGAAAAUCAACGUCAAACUGGGAGGCGUGAACAACAUCCUACUGCCCCAGGGGAGGCCUCCAGUGUUCCAGCAGCCAGUCAUCUUUCUGGGGGCCGAUGUCACUCACCCACCCGCUGGGGACGGAAAGAAGCCUUCCAUCGCCGCAGUCGUGGGCAGCAUGGACGCCCACCCCAAUCGCUACUGUGCCACUGUGCGGGUCCAGCAGCACCGGCAAGAGAUCAUCCAAGACCUGGCUGCCAUGGUUCGCGAGCUCCUCAUCCAGUUUUACAAGUCCACGCGCUUCAAGCCCACCCGCAUCAUCUUCUACCGCGACGGUGUCUCGGAAGGGCAGUUUCAGCAGGUUCUCCACCAUGAGUUACUGGCCAUCCGUGAGGCGUGUAUUAAACUAGAAAAAGACUACCAGCCGGGGAUCACUUUCAUCGUGGUACAGAAGAGGCACCACACGCGGCUCUUCUGCACUGACAAGAACGAGCGGGUUGGGAAAAGUGGAAACAUUCCAGCAGGCACAACCGUGGACACGAAGAUCACCCACCCGACCGAGUUUGACUUCUACCUGUGCAGUCAUGCCGGCAUCCAGGGAACAAGCAGGCCUUCCCACUAUCACGUGCUUUGGGAUGACAAUCGUUUCUCUUCCGAUGAGCUGCAGAUUCUCACCUACCAGCUGUGUCACACCUACGUGCGCUGCACACGCUCCGUGUCCAUCCCCGCGCCAGCAUACUACGCUCACCUGGUGGCCUUCCGGGCCAGGUACCAUUUGGUGGAUAAAGAACAUGAUAGCGCUGAAGGAAGCCAUACAUCCGGGCAGAGUAAUGGACGAGACCAUCAAGCAUUGGCCAAGGCGGUCCAGGUUCACCAGGACACACUGCGCACCAUGUACUUUGCUUGACAUGUUUAGUGUUUACGAUUGUGUACCGCGUUGGAUUCACAUGAGACCAGCUACACUCAGACCAACAGAUGCCCAGCCCUUCCGUGACAGCCAGCAUUGAACAUGAGACGUCAUUGAUUUUAGUAGAUUCUCCAUUUUCCAGAAUGCCUUCCGUCCCAGAUUUCAAACUUGGAUUUUGAACUGCAGACCUGUAUGAGACCCCAUUGUCGUAGGAAAUAUGGUUUGCCAAAAUCUAUAAGCUGCUUAUUAAAAUAGAGUCCCGUGUUUCCUAAAAAUCUCCUAAAACCAGUCUAUGAACUCAGGGCUUUAAAACAUUUUUAAUUUAUUUGGUCAUUCAAUUACUUGUUUUUAACACACGAUACUAUAUGAAAUUGAUGGGCUCAAACUAGCUGUGAACGUUCUCUGAGAGUGAAAGCAACACAAAACACAAUUGUGGUUUUAAAGCCUUGAACAUUCUGAUGUUGUCACUAAAGUUUAUUUCAAAGUGAUGCUAGUGUGCUCCUGACUUGGCUUACACAAGCUCUUCGGGACCCAAGGGCAGGUGGCCAUGCCGAGGCGCCCACAGGUGGGUCUGUUCUGCCACUGCCUGCCUUUCACUCAGCUUGAAAUAAGGAGCAGUGGCAGAAGAUGGCCACGUGUGUUUACAGCAUGUAUAGGUCCAGAGAGAUUGGCAGACAAGUGCCAUUUUAAUAAAAAUUUAUUUAAAAAAAGAAAGACAAUAUGCUGACAGUCUAAUCAUAAGAUUUGUCCUAUAGGACUGUGACAUUUAUUUUCCAAAGUUUCUAAAGAAUACGGGUCUGUGGUGAUAAAUACAGUACAAUCCUUUUUCACUGUUAUGUCUUUAAUGUAAGAGAAAAAUAUAUAUAUCUGGUUUGCAGUAUUAAUGUGAUUGAUAGAUGAGAUAGAUGCUGUUUUUCAUUUUAUUGACUACGGGGUGCUUCUUGUGAUCUGUUUAGCAUAUCAAGAGUGUUUCGGAGCCUGGACACUGGACCACCUCUUGUGGUUCUCAGUGCUUAAGUACAGGAGUAUGCAAUUGACUUAAUGUGACAGCAACCUGCCCCCCCUCAGUGUAGAUUGUGUAGCCUGUACCUUCAGGAGGACCGAGCGCACUCACGGCAGUCACUUGCCGCCCUCCCUGCCUCCUCACCCCUGUGUGUUGCUCAGCCGAUUAAGCACAAAUGGAAUGUAUUUAUUCUUCCAUUCCUGGGAAACAAGUCCAUGUCUCAGAGUGUACCUCUCUCUGUGUAUGGUUUUGUUAGACAAGUUUCAUAGGAUCUAUGCACUGAAACACACAGAAAGCUGUCGGCGGUGGCUCCCUGUUGGGGGUGAGGCCAGCGUCAGCGACAGAGCCCUGCCCUCAGGAUAGCUGAUUGUGAAGGCAGCAGAAGAGGCAAACCCUUCUGCUAGGGUUUGCAUUCUGGGCCAGACUUGGGUUUGCCAAUCUAGAAACCAUUGCACUAAGAGUGAUACCAUGGACAACUUGAAAAGGGUAAUAACAGACAGCUCUGUUUGUGCUAAAUGGGCUUUUUGUCCUCGUAGGCAGUUUUAUUAAGAGUCAAAUCCACGUUCAGUGUAGAGAUUCAAGGAAGGAGACAAACCUUCCCCUAGUGCUGCUUUGUGCUCUGUAGGUUUCCUCUCCCCAGCCCGGCCUGACAUUUACCUCUCGCACUGUGGUGGAGUGAGGGUUCCGAUGGGGGUGCCUUGUGCUAGAGUAAGCGCCACCUCUGUAUUCUGGUCUGUUGGCUCCGAGGGGCGGGAGGGGCCAGGGAACCACAGGUGGAGCUGUAAUGGAUAGUUGGCCUGGAUUUUGGCAGUGAUGACAAAGGGAUAACUAUUAUUUGUGAAGAUAUCUACUCCGAGUGGUGUGUGCGUGUGUGUGUGUCUGUGUGUGCAUGUGGGUGUCUUAUUAAUGGCAUUAGUCUCUUCUUGCUGUAUCUUUUUUUUUUUUUUUUUUUUGUCUUUUUAAAUGAUAAGAAGCCUCUGCUCUAAGAAACGUUGCAAUUCCCUGUCAUUUUAUUGGCAAGUGGCACUUUCUUCUAUGUUCAGAAGCAGACUGAUACACUCUUGGCUUAAAUUACCAGGAGCAUUCAAGCUAAGGAGGGAAUCUUUUCACUAAUACACUUUUAAAAUUGAAAUUUAGGUUAGUUUUCAGCCAUUUUUAGGAUCAUCUAGAACCGUGUGUCUCAAAGGUGUGUUUCUAACCGCCUGCAACAGGAUCUCGGUGGUCGGGGCAGUGGUGGUGCUUGG
Messenger RNA from Ceratotherium simum simum (southern white rhinoceros), 4867 nucleotides. The record is from RefSeq and is a predicted model, not a curated record. Lineage: Eukaryota; Metazoa; Chordata; Mammalia; Perissodactyla; Rhinocerotidae.